Molecule: messenger RNA, 2462 nt
Organism: Passer montanus (Eurasian tree sparrow)
Lineage: Eukaryota; Metazoa; Chordata; Aves; Passeriformes; Passeridae
Gene: IGFBP2
Product: insulin like growth factor binding protein 2
Exons: 4
Coding region: 16-591 (191 amino acids)
Biological process (GO): regulation of insulin-like growth factor receptor signaling pathway
Cellular component (GO): extracellular region
Molecular function (GO): insulin-like growth factor I binding; insulin-like growth factor II binding
Source: RefSeq, a predicted model, not a curated record
CAUGUGUGUGCUGUAAUGAGGGACUUCCACCAUGGAGGUGAAGCAUUUGAUAAUGCAGAUAAUGGUGAUGACCGGUCUGAGAGCAUUCUUGCUGAGAACCACGUGGAUGGCACCGUGGGGAUCCUGAGUGGAGCUGGAGGGAGGAAGCCCAUGAAGACGGGCAUGAAGGAGCUGGCAGUGAUGAGGGAGAAGGUGAACGAGCAGCAGCGGCAGAUGGGCAAAGUCAGCAAGGCCCAUCACAACCACGAGGACUCCAAAAAGUCACGGCUGUCGACAGGCAGGACCCCUUGUCAGCAGGAGCUGGAUCAGGUCCUGGAACGCAUCUCCACCAUGCGGCUGCCAGAUGAGCGAGGGCCCCUGGAGCACCUCUACUCCCUUCACAUCCCCAACUGUGACAAGCAUGGCUUGUACAAUCUCAAACAGUGCAAGAUGUCGGUGAAUGGGCAGCGUGGCGAGUGCUGGUGCGUGGACCCCAUCCAUGGGAAGGUGAUCCAGGGUGCACCCACCAUCCGCGGGGACCCCGAGUGCCACCUCUUCUAUACAGCCCAUGAGCAGGAGGACCGGGGAGCACACACCCUGCGGAGCCAGUAGACAGAUGUGAUCUUGCUGGCUGGAGGUGGCUCACUGUGGCCCCAGUGCUGGAUUUUACAUGGGUUUCAGCGUGUCUCUUUAGGCUCUGGAAGAGACUGGGUGCUGCCCUCCUUCCUCAGCUGCCUGGUUCCUGGGGAGGGGAGGGAUAAGGGGAGGGGAAGGUGGUGGGGGGUUUGCAAGGAGAAGGGACUGCUUUCUUAGUCUUUCACCCAACAUAAACCAGAGAACUGGUCUUUUUUGCUCCUCGCCCUGCAGCCCUGCCCUCCCUGCUGCUUUGCGGCAUCUUUCUGCACCCUCCAGCACAGAGUGCCAUGUGCUCCCUGACCCCUCCCAGGGGAUGAAACCCCUUGCUAUGAGUGGGAGAGGGUAAAAAAACUGAAAGAGCCCAGCCUUUCCCCCUCUUUUUCUCUCUUCCCCAAGACCAAAGACUGUAAAUACUGUCACCUGCCUCUUGUGUCCUGCCAGUCAGUCUCUUGUGCCCCAGCCCAGCCAUCAGUCCUGGCAUGGGAUGUGGUGUAGGAGGGAGGAAAGGAAGAAAGACCCUGGAUUCCCAGCUUGAGCUUACCACCACAGCUGGGAUGUGUUCCCCCAAGGAAGCAGCAAUGAGGGGAAGGGCUAAAGAUGAGGGAGCUGCCACCUUGUCCCCUAAUAACACUCUUGGGUGCUUCCUUUGCUUGUGCUGGGGCACAGCCAACUCCACAGGGGCCCAGCUUCAGCCACUGGUGUGGGAGCAUGGGGUCUUUGGGUGAUAGCAAAGCUAAAUGCUUGUUUUUCUAAGGGAUUUGAAGGGCUUUUGCACAGUAUUUCUUAGGAUCAGCUUAUGCCGAGGGAGCUAAAAUGAACUUGCCGAGGCUGGGUGGAAUGGUGCGUGUGUAGAUUUAGGAUAACAAGCCAGGGAAUGUUUCUCUUUCUCUCAUUCAUUUUUUCUUUAUUUCUAGAUAGGAAAAAACAAAACAAAACAUCUAAAACCUGCGUUCCCAAGCAGCUGCCCUUGUCCCUCCAUUUUUGCCUGGGACUGAAGUGAGCAUCUGUUAUUCAGCACAUACCUUUUUCUUUUUGUAAGUAAAUUACAGUAUAUAUCUUGCUUUGUAAAGGCCCUCACACACACACACAUGCAAACACACACACAGACACACACACACUCUCACACUUCUCUGCCCACAUACACAUUUGUAUAGAUGAAAUCCAAGUGAUUCCAGGUGCUCUGAGAGGUUUUGUGCUGGACAUGCUGAGGAGAGAUGUGUCUCUGCUGUUAAUUCACCUGUUGAUUUCUUUCUGUACAGAACACACUGAUGCUGAGAAUAAAUAACUUCCCCAUUGCCUAAGCAAGGAGGUUUUAUUAUUUUCUUUUUUUUUUUUUUAAUAUGGAUGUCCUUAUUAUAGCAAUUGUAAAAGCCCUGUCCUUGGAGUAAACGUCUCGGGCUUUUCUUAAAUGGUUUGUUGUUUCUUGUCCCCCUUCUUGGACCCACAUUUCAGAUCCAAAGUGUAAAGGGCACAGGUGGCCUUUGUUAAAUUAGGGCCCUCGUGCCUUUGCAGGGGUUUGGACGUGGCAGUGGAGGAGACUGGGGAAAAAACCCCUCUGGAAAGUCGGGGAUGGGCAUAUGUGGAUGUGUAUGAAUGGGAGCAAAUGAAAGAAGAAAACACACCUCCAUGCAAAACCAAGUAACUGUAAAAAUGAUGCUACCUGUUUUCUGUUAACAUCUGAGGGUGUUCUGCUUUUUCAUAUAAAACUUGCACAUGCUGGCUCUCACCUGCAGUUUGUACUUUGUUUUGUUUAGGAAUAGGGAAGUUCUGUUAUUUGUUUGCCUUCUUCCAUUUUAAGAAAGCCAAGCUACAUAAGGUUGGAAUAAAUUAAAUAGGAUUCCAGAAAA